Molecule: messenger RNA, 2741 nt
Organism: Dendrobium catenatum
Lineage: Eukaryota; Viridiplantae; Streptophyta; Magnoliopsida; Asparagales; Orchidaceae
Product: oligopeptide transporter 7
Exons: 6
Coding region: 144-2375 (743 amino acids)
Biological process (GO): transmembrane transport
Molecular function (GO): oligopeptide transmembrane transporter activity
Source: RefSeq, a predicted model, not a curated record
AAUAUUCUUAAUAUGAUAUUCAGGGUCAUGGAUUGAGCUUGAAUCAUUUUAAAUGUCCAUCUACCACUGCAGAGAGAAAGAUAGGGAGAAGUCAUCUCCUGGAGCUGAUUCUCAACUGAGAAACAGAGCUUAGCAAGUAAUCCAUGGAGGACGCAGACGAUCGCCUCCAAGAAUUACAUGAGGAGAUCACAAAUCCUCUCCUUCCCGCUGAAGAUGAGCUUCAAAACUCUCCAAUCGAACAAGUCGCCCUCACCGUUCCCAUCACCGACGACCCAAAUGCGGCCGUCGUAACGGCCCGGAUGUGGAUUUUGGGAACGGCAUCCUGUAUUCUCCUCUCUUUCUUGAACCAGUUUUUCUGGUACCGCAAAGAGCCUCUUAGCAUCACCUCCAUCUCCGCCCAAAUCGCCGUGGUUCCCUUGGCCAGAAUGAUGGCGGCGUUGUUGCCGGAUCGGAAAUUCUUUGCUGGAUGUAAAUGGGAGUUUAGUCUCAAUCCGGGUCCGUUUAGUGUUAAGGAACAUGUUCUGAUUACGAUUUUCGCCAACGCUGGAGCUGGAAGCGUUUAUGCGAUCCAUAUUGUGACGGCCGUUCGGGUCUUUUACCGGCAGAAGAUUUCUUUCUUUGUUUCUCUGCUCGUCGUCCUUACCACACAGAUUUUGGGUUUCGGAUGGGCGGGAAUAUUCCGGCGGUAUCUUGUUGAGCCGGCAGCCAUGUGGUGGCCGUACAAUCUCGUUCAAGUCUCGCUCUUCAGUGCGCUUCAUGAGAAGGAAGUUCGUGCAAAGGGCAGCCUAACUCGCAACCAAUUCUUUCUGGUUGCCUUCAUCUGCAGCUUUGCCUAUUAUGUCUUCCCAGGUUAUCUCUUUAGUAUGCUCACAUCCCUUUCAUGGAUCUGCUGGAUCUAUCCAAACUCUGUCUUUGCACAUCAACUUGGCUCCGGCCUCCGUGGGCUUGGAAUUGGUGCCAUUGGUCUUGACUGGUCCACUGUUUCCUCCUACCUGGGCAGCCCCCUUGCUAGCCCCUGGUUUGCCACGGCUAAUAUUGCUGCAGGCUUCUUCAUCAUCAUGUAUGUCAUAAGCCCCAUAACAUAUUGGCUUGACGCCUAUCAUGCCAAGACCUUCCCCAUAUUCUCUGACAACCUCUUCACCUCCAAUGGACAGAUCUAUAACGUAACAAGUAUCAUAGGCUCUGAUUUCCACCUUGACCUCAAUGCCUAUGAGAAGAAUGGCCCAAUCCAUAUGAGCACAUUUUUUGCAAUGACUUAUGGAGCAGGAUUUGCAUCACUCACAGCUAUUAUCUCACAUGUACUCUUGUUCCAUGGAAGUGAAAUAUGGCAAAUGAGCAAGUCCGCAUUCAAAGACAAGAAGAUGGAUGUCCACACAAGACUUAUGAGAAGAUACAGACAAGUACCAGAAUGGUGGUUCAUCUGCAUACUUGUGAUCAACAUUAUCCUCACCACCUUCGUCUGUGAGUACUAUAAUGAUCAGCUCCAGCUACCCUGGUGGGGAGUUCUAUUAGCAUGCGCCAUUGCCAUGUUCUUCACUCUACCUAUUGGCAUCAUCACCGCGACCACCAAUCAGAAGCCUGGAUUAAACGUUUUAACGGAGUACAUCAUUGGAUAUUUGUACCCUGGUCGCCCUGUUGCGAACAUGUGCUUCAAGGUUUAUGGCUACAUCAGUAUGUCUCAAGCCUUGAUAUUUCUGCAAGAUUUCAAGCUUGGUCACUACAUGAAAAUACCACCAAGGACAAUGUUCAUGGCUCAGGUUGUGGGAACUAUGAUUUCUUCUUUGGUCUACCUUUGCACUGCAUGGUGGCUAAUGGGUUCCAUUCCCAACAUAUGUGACAGAGAAGUCCUUCCUUCAGAUAGCCCAUGGACAUGCCCAGGCGACCACGUCUUCUAUGAUGCCUCUGUCAUUUGGGGACUCAUCGGUCCUCGCCGGAUCUUUGGUGACCUUGGAAGCUACUAUGCUAUAAACUGGUUCUUCCUUGCUGGAGCCAUUGCUCCACUCCUUGUAUGGAUUGCCCACAGAGCAUUCCCUUCUGCAAAGUGGAUAAAGCUUGUAAACGUGCCGGUGUUGAUUGCCGGCCUCGGAAGUAUGCCACCUGCAACGGCGGUCAACUUCACUACGUGGAUCAUUAUUGGGUUUCUUUCAGGCUAUGUUGUGUACAAAUACCAUCGAGAGUGGUGGCAGCGGCAUAACUAUGUGUUGUCAGGGUCGCUUGAUGCAGGGUUGGCAUUCAUGGCGGUGCUGCUGUAUGUGUGUCUGGGACUGGAGAACAUUACCUUGAAAUGGUGGGGCAAUGAACUGGAUGGUUGCCCUCUAGCGUACUGUCCAAGCGCUGAAGGAGUUGUGGUAGAUGGAUGCCCAAUCUUCUCUUAGGGUCUGUUUGAGGGAAAAUUAUUAGGUACAGACACUGGAUGUAGAGAUACACGUCCGGACAUUCACUUAAAGUGUGACAUGUGGAGUGUGUUUUUGUUAUACUUUUUGUGUGUUUUAUCUGCGUUUUAGUUGUACUUUGACUGUCCUUUUGUUACGCUUUUUGACUACGUUUUGGCUGCACUUUUGAUGAGCUUGACUUAAAGUUCCGUGGACGCAUUAAAUAUAUAAAGUCACUUCACGUGUCAACAUUUUAUUGAAGUCUGGACGUAUCUCUACGUCUGAUGUCCGCACCUAAUAACUUUCGUUGUUUGAGAAGACGUUCUUAUACAUUGCUUUUCAUAUCAUAAUUACAAUUCUAUUUUAUUA